AUGGAUGAAGUCUGGGUUGUCUAUCUGUGUAUGGUUCUGUUUGCCAUCAUCGUUAUUUUGAUGAGGCAGAAGCCCGAUGAUGAAAUCAGGAAAGAGACAGAGACGCCAAGCGCCUCUGCUUCAACCUCAUCCUACUCUAGCAGUUCUGGAAGUCGUAUGGAAUGCAGUGAGGAGGAGAUGGAAGCAUCCCUGAAGCGACUAAACAGCAUCUUGUUCCAUGCUGAUGCACAGAGGGAACCCCAUCAUGAGUACAACACCUCUGCCCAUCAGAAAGACACAGCAGGAAAGGAGCUAGGAGAAUCCCAGCCUCAGCUAAGUCAGAGGAGAAUUCAGGUACUGUACAAAGGCCCAGAAAUUAUGUUGAGAUGUGCCCCAACAAUAUGAAGCUUUUGGGCUGCAAUGGCUGUGCCCUGGAUACAGAGGGUACAGUGGUACCUCAGGUUAAGAACUUAAUUCAUUCUGGAGGUCUGUUCUUAACCUGAAACUGUUCUUAACCUGAAGCACCACUUUAGCUAAUGGGGCCUCCUUCUGCUGCUGCGCCGCCGCUGCACAAUUUCUGUUCUCAUCCUGAAGCAAAGUUCUUAACCCGAGGUACUAUUUCUGGGUUAGCGGAGUCUGUAACCUGAAGCGUCUGUAACCUGAAGCGUAUGUAACCCGAGGUACCACUGUAUAGUGUUGGGCUGUAUGGAAUCAACAGCCCUAGUAUCGGUUUCAGCAUGACCAAGGAAUUCAACCAGUAGGCCCUUAGGGUGUGGUGGGUGAUCACAGGAUCAAUUGACACAGAUCAGUUACCUCUUAAACCUGGUUUAACUACACCAGAAAUGUUGUUAGCCUGACUAACACAUGUAUACUUUUUAUCCUCACAACAGCCCUGUGGGGUAGGUUGGGCUGAGAGACAGUGAUUGGCCUCAAGUCACCCAGUAGGCUUCAUGGCUGAGCAAACCCUGGCUUCCAAGCUUCCAGUCUAGCACACUAAACUCUCUGCCAUUGACAUUUACACUUACUCUUAGGCUGCAUUUAGUUUACAUUUGAAAUAAAGCAUAUUGUGACUUGGUGGGCUAGAUUGAUUUAAAUCGUGGCUUACACUAUCAAGGGGAGGAGGGAAGGCUGAUUUAAAUCAUUGAUUUAUACUGAUUGGUUGGUUUUCAGAUUGAUAAUGUUCUUCAUAUAUUUCCUAAACAAAGGUGCAGUUCCAAAACCAAUAAAUAAAGUAGGUCUUAUUGGAGGGAUGAUCAAAUUGUGUUCUUUCUUUUUUUUUUCAAUUAACACAGACAGAAAAGCCUCCUUUAACUGAAAUAUCUGGUAGAGGCCAUUGGCUGAUUUGGUUUAGAGAGUAACUGUAACACUGAGCUGUUUACAAUAAAGCUGUUUAAUAUUAACCAAGUUAUUAUUUAAUAUAAAUUCCGGGUUCAAAAAAACACCUCCAAUUGAAAUCUCAUUAAAAAAUUAAAAUAAAAAAAUGAUUUUCGUCCACCCCAUGACUUGGCAGCAUUAGAAACAUAAGUUUGCAUUUCUGUGUCUACUUAAUUUGCUGAGUGAGCUUUUCAAGUCCAGUUUUAGCUCCAGUAAAUGGUUUCAGGUGUCACUUCUCUCUCUAAAAGCCAAGCUAUGUCUCAGAACAAAAAUAUGAUAUAGCCCACAUGAUAUAGCCCUCGUCUUCCUCAGCAUGAUGCCCUCUAAAUCCUUUGAACUACAAUUCCCAUCAACCUCAGCCAGCACAGCUGUGCUCCCCACCCCUUCCAGUAGCUUGGUCAACACAAGAGUUUCUUCAGGAUGGGGACAGUUUUUCUCAACCCCCAAUAACAAGCGCCUGAUGAAAUGUUCCUCUGUGUGUCUGCUAACUGCACUGUGAUCUUCAGAUGAAAGGCAGGAUGUACUUUUAACAACUAAUAAUAAUAACUAAAUGCAUCCUGUUUUUCCUUUCACUCUGGUCACUUCAGGGGUGUAUUUCAAGCUGACAUUUAAGAGCUUCAGAUGGCAAAAACUUUCAACAAACUCAGUGCCGAUAAAUCUGAUCAAAUAAAUGACAGGUUCAUUUAAGAAUACUGAACAUCUAUGAAUAAAAGUACAUAGAAAGCUGUCUAUGUACUGAAUUAGACCAUUGGUCCAUCUAGUUCAUUAUUGCUGACACUGACUGGCAGCAGCUCUUUUGGACAGACGACUUUCCCAGCUGGAGAUGCUGAAACAGCCAUCCUUUGAAAUUCACACUUAUCCCACACAUUUCCAUGUUAUUUGCAAAUGGAUUUUAUUUGGAUGCAAGUAUGUAAUGUGAAGGGACACAGGUGGUGCUGUGGGUUAAACCACAGAGCCUAGGACUUGCCGAUCAGAAGGUCGGCAGUUCGAAUCCCCGCAAUGGGGUGAGCUCCCGUUGCUUGGUCCCUGCUCCUGCCAACCUAGCAGUUCGAAAGCACGUCAAAGUGCAAGUAGAUAAAUAGGUACCGCUCUGGCGGGAAGGUAAACUGCGUUUCCGUGCGCUGCUCUGGUUCGCCAGAAGCGGUUUAGUCAUGCUGGCCACAUGACCUGGAAGCUGUACGCCGGCUCCCUCGGCCAAUAAAGCGAGAUGAGCGCCGCAACCCCAGAGUCAGCCACGACUGGACCUAAUGGUCAGGGGUCCCUUUACCUUUACCUUUACCUUUACCUAUAUAACGUGAAAUAAGCACUAAACUUGCACUAUAUUCUGCUGUAUUUCUGGAAGUGGCAUUUGCAUCAUGUGAAAGCUCAAAUUAUAAUAGGAGAAUUAACAGGAAAAUGUUGUGAAAAAGUAAUAAAUUUCUGUGUGAAUGCAGCCUUAGACUACAACCUCUUUCCUCCAACUUUUCCUCUCCCACUCUGCAAUAUGGGGCUAAUAAUUCUGGUCAUCCUUUCUGGGUUGUUUCCAUAAUUCCUAAGCCCCUAAGAAUUCACUUUGGACACACUGGCGCCCAAUAUAAAUGUAUGUUUAAUCUAGAGUUUUUAAGAGUGUUCUUUUUAGGGUUUCUUCUCUCUCUUAUUUGAAGGAAAGGCACAGCAAGGAAUCAGAAUGCUGAAACUCAUUUAUUUUAGCAAAAUGCCUUAUUUCUUGUUGAGUAUGCCCCAGCAGAUAUCUGUGCUCUUUCUGCUUAAUUUGGGUGGAGUCCCCUGGACUUUUUCCAUGCUUCUAUUUGUGCAUCUUGUUUUGCAAGCUUGUGUCUAUUUUCUUUCCCGUAAAGUCUUACAGUGUUUUCCAUGCCUAAUGAUUACCUCAUCUGUCAGAUGAUACAUCCUUGCCGGGAACGGGGGGGGGGGGGAUCUUUGCAGAGAUGGGAUCCUUUGCCCAAGAAUUACAGGAACGAGAAGUCAAUGUUUCCCCUCAAUUUCUAGGCUUCAGCUGUGAGGGGCUGUUGCUUACAUAGCCCAUUGCACAAGAGAAACAUUUGCAGAAGUAAAAACAAAAAAAUUAUGGGGUGAAUCACUCUGAUCACUGACUCAAUAUUCAUUGAGUGCGCAGAUAUUCGGGGGGGGGGGAGAACCCUGCAAAUUGGGGUGGGGUUGGAGGAAUGGAUUCGAAUGUGCUGGAAAAGGGCAAAACUAGCUGACUGGGAUUUACCGUAUUUUUUGCUCUAUAAGACUCACUUUUUCCCUCCUAAAAAACAAGGGGAAAUGUGUGUGCGUCUUAUGGAGUGAAUGCAGGCUGCGCAGCUACCCCAGAAGCCAGAACAGCAAGAGGGAUCGCUGCUUUCACUGCGCAGCGAUCCCUCUUCUUGUUCUGGCUUCUGAGAUUCAGAAUAUUUUUUUUCUUGUUUUCCUCCUCCAAAAACUAGGUGCGUCUUGUAGUCUGGUGCGUCUUAUAGAGCGAAAAAUACGGUAUAUGUUUGUUUUAUUCCGCAUUUUACACACACAAUGUCUCAAAGUGAGUUGCAACACUAUAUAAAAUGCAAGAUGCUUAGACUCCGUUAAAUCCAGGUGAAUAAGAAGCCAAUAUAUGUUUUCCCUGGUCUGCAAAGAAAACCUAUUGAGUUCUCAAUUUUCCCAGGGUCUUUGAAAGGUGCAGUUCACGCCCUGCAGCAUUGAAUUACAGUUAACCUUUUGCAGGAACGCUGGACUACCCUGUUGCGAUCGGAUAUGAUAUUUGGCAUGGCGCUUUAUAAAUACUUUUUGAGCCUUGAAUCAAAAUAGAUCAAGCUAAUUCUGUUGCUAUGCAUUUGGCACCUGAGAAACAUUUUGAAAAUGUGGCUUACCACCUGCCUGUGGUCUCCCUGUCUUUUUAGUAUCUUGCAUGGUUUUGACAUCACCCACUGCAUGGUGAACUUAACCACAGUGAGGCAGUGGCUAAGUACAUCCAGCCUCUGCCUGAAGCAAGAUGAGCGCCGGCACCCCAUAGUCAAGUCUGACUGGACUUCACCAUCCAGGGGUCCUUUACCUUUACCAUACAUGCAUGCACAUACAGCCCACUACCCUAGGGUAGUGCAAAAUAACCUGUUCUUGUUUUCCUUUGCAGGUCUGAAAUCACUGAUGAAUUUUAGACAGCAGCAUAUGGUGAGCAUGUUCUGAUUUUCAUUUGGGGCUGCUGGGCUCCUUCAACUGACCUGUUUGUUGAGCAUCCAACCAGAUUUGCUUGUGGGGCAUCUUUCCAUUUAAUCAUUUGUUGCAUUUUUCAGUGCAUUUCCCCAUCACUUUCCUAGCAGCGAAAAAUAUUUCCCGCUCCACAAAGUGGAUUUGUUGCACUAGGGUGACAAAGCACUUUAAUUGCGCAAACCUUAAUUUCUGGUAUACAUUUGACUUCUUCUUGUGAAAUAGUGGAGUCUAGAGGCACCAACUCUUGUGUGUGCAAAAUAUGCAUUUUGGAACCUGUUGGAAGCAUCUCUGCUAUUGCCUUUCACUUCUUUGUUCCCUUCUAACAAACAUUGAGGGAGGUGCCAACACAACAGCCAUCAAGGAUUUGGACAUCUUACCGUGAAAAGCAAGUAGGUGGGGAAACACCACAUCAUAAAAUAUGAACUCCUUAAGUCAGCGACACACACAUACACACAUCUUUUAUAAGUCCUCCUCUGCUCAACUUGCUGUGUUGCUUACACUGCAAUCAACUGAAUGCAACCAACAAAGUUCAGGAACCGCCCCCCCCCCCCCGAUAUCUCGCAUUAUCAAUAAAAAUAAACAAAUGCAUAAGCAAAGGACCUACCCAUGUGAUGCAGACACAAACCCCUACACUAACAGUAGGCAACUGAAUGAAAGAACAAUACCCCCAUCUCUCUCCCCCCCAACCCCAACUGCAAGAAGCCUAUGACAAAAGUGUCUCUCACUAAAUGUAAACAAACUGAAAAAGACCAAGAAUUGAAAGUCGAGACAAUAGAUGUACCGUUCCCUGUUUAUCUGUUUGUUUUGUUGCACAAAAACAGCCUUUAAUAAAAAAAUAUUUUUUAAAAAAUACUUGGUAUGUGGAUCUUAUGGAUACAGCUUUACACUCAACCAUAAACUGAGUUGGUUCUAAGGAUGAAAGGAUCACUAACUUUUGGUUCUCUCAGUUUCUAAUUUUGUCAGACUUGAAUUUGUUGGUUCAAGGAAAAAAUAGGGAUAUAGAAGGGAGACUUCCUGGAUGCAAAGAUCCAGGUUUGGGACAAGCACUCUUUAGUGAGAGAACUCCAGCAGAGAUUUAAAAUCACAAAAUACGCAGCAAACGUGGAAAUAUAGGCUAUUAGACCUUUAAAAUAUGCCCUUCUGAAUUCCAAAACUCUCUUCUUCUCCUAGCAUAGAAAAAGACCACAUGUUUGGUAAGUUAUAAAUGGUUUACUUAAAACUCUCCAAAGGUCAGAUUCAUGUGCUUUUCCAUACAUCAGUCAGAAAAGUUGCACAAGCAGUAAAACCUGGCUUAGUUGCAAAAUGGUAAAAGUUCCUAAAUUAGUGGUAUAGCAACUCAGUAGGGGCAGCUUAAAAGCCUCUUCACAUGCUGAGUUCAUAGAAUAGACUGGGAGAGGAACAAAGGCUUUAUUAUCUAGUCCAGGCAUAGGCAAACUCAGGUCCUCCAGAUGUUUUGAGACUACAAUUCCCAUUAUCCUUGACCACUGGUCCUGUUAGCUAGGGAUGAUGAGAAUUGUAGUUUUUUCUAAAACAUCUGGAGGGCCAGAGUUUUCCUAUGCCUGAUCUAGUCCCUUCCAAGGUGAGCUAAGCCUGGCAGGACACCUUACUCUAUGGUCUUAACCCCUUCACGUAUUAAGUAUAAAUUUGUAUGUUGGCUAUUUCAGGCUGGUUAUCCCAUAGAAUUCAGUUCUCCACAUUUUGCAGUAAUUUGUGUUUAAAAAUUUUUUAAUCCUCAUGAAAAUUCACCAGCAUUUUAGUGUGAAAUUAUCUUAAUAAACACAUUUUAUAUGCAGUUUUGACAAUGCAUCUGAUUCCUCCCCUUCCCCUUAUCAUUAUGCCAGGCUGCAUAGACCAACUUUUUAGAAACAUGAUUACAUAUUGGCUGAUAGUUUUCAGGCCACUGAUGUGUCUCAGAUUUGGACACAACAACUUGGGAGACCCAGCUCCCCACCUAGAAAGAUACUUUGCCUCUCCUACCCCCCCCAUCUUUUUUUCUUUUUCUUUCCUGAUGCAGCCGUAGGAAAUGCUCUUCCAAUAGAGAUUCAGCAGGUGUCUUCCAUAUUGACCUUUAAACAUUUGCUGAAAGGUUUUAUUUGACACCAGGCUUAUGCAGACAAUUAAGCUAAACACCUUCUGCAAUUUUUAGCUGGUUAUCUGUUUUUUCUGUUUUAUUGGUUUUUAUUGUUUAUGAAAGAUUGCUGUAAAUUGCUUUUAAAAAAAUAUGAAAUUGUAGUAUACAAAUAUAUUUAUGAAUGAAUAAGCUGAAACAAGCCCAAAUCAAGUCCAUGGGGUACGUGCAUCCCCUCUCGGCGUCUGUCUUUUGGGGGAAGCUUAGAAGGUUUCACUUCUGUUUUUGUUAAGCACAGAUUGCCCCAUGGGGAAUUGUGGUGAGUUUAAAAAAGCUAACUUUAGAAAACAUUGAUUAAAGUUGGUUUAAUGUGCAACCACAGUUUGUAGGUCCAGACAACACGGGAAAAGCUUCCCAAAUCCUUCUCUGGUGCGGCACAGGAAGAAGGAAGGGGGGAAUACAGGAGGCUAGGUCUACCUAGUUGUCAUUCCAGCUUGUGCACAUCACACUAAACUAUGGUAUGUGUGCAACUACAGCCAUUGUGGGAGGCAAGGGAGAUGAUGUAGAGUGGUAAAGAACACGGCUGGCAUGUAGGUCUUAGGUGCAGUCACCUACUAAAGGAUCUAUCGUGGUAGAGAAAAGACCCCUGUUGAAGACCCUAGACACCCCAAGCCAGAAUAUAUUUGGAGCUAAUCGAGACCCAACUAGGGAAGCAAGUACAUUCUGUAUGCCCAAUUCUGGUUUAUAGGAGGAGAGCAUGGAGCCUUUUCUAGUUGUUGUUAUCACAGAAGCAAAAAGCCUUAAUUACAAAGCAUCUGCUGGGACAUCACUCUGUUAAAUGCCUGCUUAAAAGCAGGUCAUGAGGGAGUCAGACCCAGCUAGUGGAGACUGGUUUAUUAAGAUGAACAGAGCACUGCCUCACUGAGCUCAGUCUGCCUCAGAUGGCUCUGGGAAAGGCUGCCUAGAGGUGACACUAGCUGUCACGUUCUUAAUUGGACUGCCACCAACAACUGGCUAAUCAGGGCCUUGCUUUUCAGGUGAUCCAAGUGAUCCUCUAAGGAAAUAGGUGUUUGUGUUGUUUAUAAAAGUGUUUCUAUAUUUCCAUAUCGUAUCACACCAAGGCAGUGUACCAUGUUACCACAUAAAACACAAUUUAUUGUUAUUUAUUUUUAAUGCAGGAUUGUUAAGGUGACCGGCUAAUCAAUAAUAAAAAUUAAACAGCUGCAAAGGUCUGACAGCAUAUAAAAGUCCUCAGGAGACUCCUGGGACUCAAAAGCGAGGGUGCCCGAUGAGUCUCUGUUGGAAGAGUGUUCCACAGCUCAGGUCCUGCUUGUGGGCUACUGUGAGAACAGGAUGCUGGACUCCUGUUGGGCCACUGGCCUGAUUCAGCAGGAUCUGCUUAUCAUCUUAUAGGACCACUGUUACUAAAUGUCUGGCUCCUGGUUGAGGCCAGUUAGCCCCUGGAACACAGGGGAUAAUACUUCCUUGGAUAAUCUCAGCAACUUUAAGGUAUCCUGCGCACAAGUUGUUCAGGGCUUUGUAUAUCAACAGAAGAACCUUGAACGGGUCCCAGUAGCAUAUGGGCAGCUGGUCCACAUAACAUCACCGACACUUCGUUUGAUCAGACUUACCUUUGUUGAUAUCUACAGGAGCCUGACUAAAGGAACUUUAAAGACUGAAUCUUCCUUUUGGACACAAUUUGAAUGAGUUUUCUGUUUGUGGAUUCUGUAGUAGAUCUUGUACAUAGCUCUCUCAAUUUUUGGAUUAUUAAUAUAAGAUUUAGAAUGUAGAAUGGUUUGGUAGCGUUUUGUGUGCCACUUAUGUGCUGCUUACUUUAUACUGGUCUACUACAAGAAUUGGCAACAUAGGUUCAUUUCUUCAGUACACGUAUUUCAGCAGCAGUGCUGUGUGCUGCUGUCCAUCUGUCCCCAUCAGCAAUUUAGCUGCUACGGUCUGCUCCAGCUGCAGCUUUGUGUCCUCCAUUCCUCUCACUCCUGACUGAAUGUUCUCCUUGUUUCUCCUACAGGUUCAGUUCCCACUGUGCGCUGGUAGACGCUUGAAGCAAAUCUCACACACUUUCUCCAGAAGGAAGAGGCUUUCAAAGAAAGGAAAACAACAGGAUGUUUCUUUGCUCUUCCCACUUCCUCUAACAGAAACUGUGAUUUUGACCUAACAGUUAGUUAGGUUAUUCACUAAAGGCAAAUAUGCUGUUCCGAAGAAUUGAUGCUUUUGAAUUAUGGUGCUGGAGGAGACUCUUGAGAGUCCCAUGGACUGCAAGAAGAUCAAACGCAUCCAUUCUUAAGGAAAUUAGCCCUGAGUGCUCACUGGAAGGACAGAUCGUGAAGCUGAGGCUCCAAUACUUUGGCCACCUCAUGAGAAGAGAAGACUCCCUGGAAAAGACCCUGAUGUUGGGAAAGAUGGAGGGCACAAGGAGAAGGGGACGACAGAGGACGAGAUUGUUGGACAGUGUUCUCGAAGCUACAAACAUGAGUCUGACCAAACUGCGGUUGACAGUGGAAGACAGAAGUGCCUGGCGUGCUCUGGUCCAUGGGGUCACGAAGAGUCGGACACGACUAAACGACUAAAUAACAACAACAUACCCUCGCUGUUCCCUGACCUUGCUGAACAAAUUCCUCUUUCCCGCCUAGGUGGUUUUUAUAGCUGCAGGCUUAAACUCUGUCCCACCUGUGCUCACAACAAUAUGGUUCCCUGGAAACUCCCUAGACAUAGAGGUUCCUACUGUGUCCCUGUGACUCUCAAACUGCUACUGGAAAGUGUGUGCGAGAGAAAGAAAGAGAUAGAAAAAAAUAAUCUUCAGAAUGGGGGUGAAUUUCAGGCCUGGGGAUGGGAGGCAAAUGCAACCCUCCUGUCCAUUGGGAUUCUCCAAACACUUUCUCUUCUCGGGCCUUGCCCCUGUGAUAGGAAUUUUAUGGUCUUAGAUAUAUGGUAAUGUUCAUAAGUGUACCAACCAAGCACAUACAUAGAUCAGCACAGGAAGGCCAACCUGGAACCAUUUUGAUUUCUAAACUGAGCAAAUGUUUUCUCUGCAAAGUCAAAGUGGAAAAGCCUCCCCAUUGUCUUUUCCUUCACAAAUCCUGUCUUAAGGGUAUGUCUGUGUUUGAAUAGGGUGUGAGCCUGUGACAUGGCCCAGGAAUUAAGUAUUUAUCACUACGAAAGACUGGCCAGGGUUCCACAGGCAAUCCAAUCAAGUAACCUGCCAGACAGGAGAUAAACAAGGACAGGAGAAAAACAAUAUUAAAAUUUCUGUUUUAGACCGCCUUUUCUGUGAUGUAGAUGUGAUGUAUCUGAGGGGUGGUUACACCCCUUCUGUGACGUAUGUAUGAUGUUUCUGGGGGUGGGCUUGAUCUACAGGGUGGCAAUUUCAAAAGUCUUUUUAAGGCCUUGCGGGCCAUUUUUCUGGGUCCCUCCGCCGCUCCUGCGGGUGAGGGGAGCACCCUAUUGCAACAGAUCAAUAAAGUUCAAGCUUACUAGCUGCUUUGCUUCUCAAUAUUCUCGGGUUGGCCUCUGUUAUUCUCUCCUACCAAUAGGGAACCUAUGUAAGGACUCUAUAUGGGCUCUUGGAUACCCCAUAAGGGAAAAGGGCAAUUUUUGUUUACAACACCCCUCACCUGGUUGUUUUCACCUUGCUGGAAAUGCACCCUUGAACUCUGAUGAUGGCUAGAAGCAGGGUGUGGAAGCAUGUGUAAAAAUUUACAUCUGUUGCUCCACCCAUUUUUGCUUCUGGCCCCGCCUGCCAGUAGCACUCCCUGCCCCCGCCUCCCUUGCUCAGAAGGGAAUACGACCCUCCGGCUGAAAAGUUUACAUGUCCCUGGCUUGGAAGAUGCUACCAAAUAAUGAAUAUGCUCUGUGUGCAUAGCUGGGUGUUUUCAUUUUUCAAUCCUUGUGUGGCAUGACAAGCCCUACAAUUCAGCAGUUUUGUAUGAGGCCAGUCAGGUUCUCUGCUGUCCCCUGUGCAACCCCCCAGCAGCAAUUCCUUCCUGAACCAAAUAAAGCUGCGGUAAGUUGUGUUUGACUCCAAAUUUUUGUACAAGCUGCUUUGAGGCCAGUUAUGUUCCUAUUUAUCUGAGCUAGCCUAGUAUAAAUUACACAAAGCCUGAGCUGGAGGUAUUUGUACAAGCUGAUCCAGAUCAUACUAUCUAUCAGUGUGUCUUCCUCAUCCAUUUAGCUCCCAGAGUUUUCUUUCUUUGUCUUGGAGUUGCUAUGUUUGCUAAAAUAAUUCUGGUCCAGAUUGUUCAUCAUGAGCUAACUUCCUGCUCUUACAACAUGUCCGCAAGUAGCCUUUCCUCAUAAGAUGCUGAGAUUUUUUCACACAGCUAACAGGAAGUCUCUCUUCCUCCUUGGCCGCUAGAUGUUAGCGCCUUGCUAUGUGUGAAGUAACAAGCGUAAUCACUGAAGAUGGGUUAGUUAAACCUGCUAGCUAGCAGCACAUGGCACCUGAGGUAGGGGUAGGUAGAAAGAAUCAGUCCCCAAAUCAUCAUAACGCUUGUCAAAUGGCAGAAGCACCACAGCUCGGUGGUAGAGAACAUGUCUUCUAUGCAGAAGGUUCCAGGUUCAGUCCCAGACAUCCUCAGAUGGCUCUGGAAAAGGCUGCCAGAAGCAGUGGAAGGUCUCUGCACUAGGUAUGGAGAACCUUUGGCCCUCCAGAUGUUGCUGAACCACAAAUCCCAUCAUCCAUCACUGUUGGACAUGCUGGCAAAGGCUGAUGGGAGAUGUAGUUAAGCAAUGUCUUGAGGGUCAAAGGUUCCCUACACCUGCACCACAUGGCCAUCAUGCAGGUGUUAUUGGACUUUAACUUACACAUUUAUAAAACCUUAAUUUCUGUGUCAACAGUGUUCUUGACAGGCUUGAAAGCCCAGUGGGAAAGGGAUUUGGGUGUAAGGUAAAGGUAAAGGUAAUGAUCUCUGGACUAUGGGGUACAGCGCUCAUCUCGCUUCAGGCCGAGGGAGAUGGCAUUUGUCCAAAGACCGCUUUCUGGGUUAUGUGGCCAACUAAACUGCUUCUGGUACAACAGAACACCGUGACAGAAGCCAGAGUGCAUGGAAAUGCUGUUUAGCUUCCUGCUGCAGUGGUACCUAUUUAUCUACUUGCACUGGUAUGCUUUCAAAUGUCUAGGUUGGCAGAAGCUGGGACAGAGCAACGGCAGCUCACCCCGCCACACAAAUUCGAACCUUCCAAUCAGCAAGCCCAAAAGGCUCAGUGGUUUAGACAACCGCGCCACCUGUGUCCCUUGCAGAUUUGGGUGUACACAAAGAGGACAUUGCAUGAUCUGGGACAAAGCACCAUUUAGGUAUACCUCUGCAAUCAAUUGCUAUUAAGACUCUCUACCAGUGGUAUAUGCACCUGCUCCUUUUGAGCAAGAUAAACAGCAAUAAUGCAGCAUUAUGUUGGAGGAAUUGUGGGGACACUUAUUCUCUUGUGGUGGGAGUGUCCUUGAGUGCAUUCUUUUUGGACCAAGGUGUUUUGUGAGGCGGGUCUGAUUAACAACAAACCAUUCCUUUGGACCCUAAACCUGCCCUUUUGUCACUUUUUAACUCUGAUGCUUUGGACCUUUUUCAAAAAUACCUUGAUGGUACCACAGCUCACCACUGCAUCUCACGAUGGUGGCACAGCUCACCAUUGCAAACUAUUUGCAGCCUCUAGAAAGCGACCUUUAUGAAAUUCAAUGGACCAAAUUUUGGGACCUGAUACUGAUGGAUAAAUUGAACAGCAGAACAAACUAUAAACAUCCAUAAUUACAAUAUGCAAUGACAGAAAGUACUUCUUCAUAUAAGUUCAUAGUUAGACUAUGGCACUCGUUCCCAGAAGAUGCAGUGAUGGCCACUAACUUGGGUGGCUUUAAAAGAGGAUUGGACAAAUUCUUGGAGGAUAAGAUUGUCAGUUGGCUCCCUGCCAUGAUGGCUACGCUCCGUCUCCACAAUCGAGGCAGCUGUGUUUCUGAAUAUCAGGUUUUAUACCUCUGUCUGCUUCCCUCUCUGAAACUUUUAGUUUAAAAGCUCAGCUUUUUUGUGGCUUUUUAUUUGACUGGAGGGGUUGCCUUGGCGAUGGGAAGGGCGGUGUUUGUUUUUUGCCUGUGUACACACACUAUGCAUUUAAGUUACAUCGUGACUUCCCCAUAGAAAUCUGGGAACAUUGGUUUGUUAAGGUGCUGAGAAUUGUAGCUCGGUGAGGGGGGAAACUACAGCUCCCAGGAUUCUUUGUGGGGGGGAUGUCAUGUGUGUUGGAUGCGCUUUAGGGAUAAAAACUUACAAAUUCCAGUCGUUGCUAUAUAAAUCAAUCCAUUUUUGCGUGUCCUCAAAACGGAUCACUAUCCCUUAAAAUCCACAAACCUUUCCACCCGGAGUGAAUUAGACCCCCUGAUCAACUUACAGAAGGAAAGGGGAGGAGACUGGAGAAGCCACUGUUAAGCACCCGACCCCCUCCCCAAUCCUGUCCCCUUUUCUUAGUUCAUUUGGAUGAGAAAAUUCCUCUUUGCAAGGGGAGAGGAGGCUGGGGCUGAGCGGCUGGCGAAUGAGUAAGCGCGAGAAGAGAACCGCGUGUUUAUAAAGUCAGAGGAGGAUCCAGCGAGAACCGCAACAUAUUGGUUCACGUCCCCUCCCCACCCCAAAAAGUAUAUACAGUAGAGUCUUCUUUCGUUUCGCCCCAUUUUUCGUAAAGAGAGAGAGAGAGAGAGACACGCUUUUUUACAAGCGUCGUGUUUCCUCUUGCAAAGCGCGCAGGGUGGGGGAUAGAUGCGAUUUUUGAAAAGAAAGAAAGAAAAACGUGUUGCCUGAAAUCUGGUUGCGCUUUUGCAAGCCUUGAAUGAAUCGGGUCGGGUUGCGGAGAGGAUUGGUCCCCCUCCUCGAGGUAAGUGAGCAGAGGGAGUCGUGAAAUUUGUCCAGAUUUGGGGUGGGGAGCUACUCGUGUGUUGCCUGGCGUUGCAAAACCACACAACCCAGUUUCUCAACUCAGGCCAAGUGAAAAACAAAACCGCUUUACUUGGAUGUGUAAAAACCUCUCUCUGCUGGAAAAAACAGGAGGAGCGGAUCAGAGCCACUUGGAAGUUCGCUGAACUUCUGAAAAUCCGUGCGGCUUACCUGAAGUAGAUAGCUGACUUUUUUCGCGUUGAUUUUAAUGGAAACUAUGUCCAGCUGACUGAAUAUUUUAAAACUGCAUUAACAGGGUGUGUGUUCACGUUAGGGCCUUAGAGCUCAGUGAAGUUGUUCCUCACCUUCAUACCUUGCCGGUUCUUUCCCACCUGCCAACCUCCCACCAGUUGUUCACAUCGGCACGGCUUCAUUAGCGGAAGAUUCAUACCCUGUUUGACACAUCUUAGCUGAGAGAUGUGACUGGCCCAAGGCUGACCCAAUGAUUUCCAUGGCUGGGGGAGAAUUGGAACCUGGGUCUUCCCAGUCCUAGUUUGACACUCUUAGCUGCUCAACCAUCCUGGCUUAGUGCUAACUGAAAUUGUCCCACUGCCAAUGAUUUUUAUACUAUUUUUCUUUCCUGCCGGUCAGAGAAGCAGAAUAAGAUCUUCACUGGUUACAGUUUUGCAUUUUGAUACUCUAGACAGCAUCUUUUGAGCAUGGGCAGCAUUUUAUAAAAUAGCUUAGAUUAUCUAGGGUAUUUCUACUUGGGGCCCCACCCCCGGCAAUACCUUCCCCUCUCUCAUAUGUGAAGCAGCAGCCAUCAAUUAUUUCAGAUGUCUUUGGGAAAUGUAUCUUUCUGCCCAGGCUUUCCCAAACCCACAAGACUGGACCGUGUUUUAUGCAUUUGAAUUCUCGGGUGUGUGUGUGUGUGUGUGUGUGUUUUAUAUGCUUUAUAUGUGUUCUAUAUGCUGUUAUAAGGGAUGCAGGUGGCACUGUGGUCUAAACCACUGAGCUUCUUGGACUUACUGAUCGGAAGGUCAAUGGUUCAAAUCUGUGCAACAGGGUGAGCUCCUGUUGCAACUUCUGCCAACCUAGCAGUUUGAAAGCAUACCAGUGCAAUAGAUAAAUAGGUACUCCUGUGGCAGAAAGGUAAACGGCGUUUCCGUGCGCUCUGGUUUCCGUCAAGGUUUUCCGUUGUGCCAGAAGUGGUUUAGUCAUGCUGGCCACAUGACCUGGAAAGCUGUCUUCGGACAAUCACUGACUUGCUCGGCCUGAAGCGAGAUGAGCGCCACACCCCAUAGUCACCUUUGACUGGACUUAACCGUCCAGGGGUCCUUUACCUUUUUUUUGCCUAUACAGUAUGCUGUUAUACUGAUUUUUAGGUUUUCUUUUUGCUUUUGUUUUAAUGACAUAUUGUUUGUUUUUUACACUGUACACCGCUUAGAGAUUUUGGAAAUACUAAGUGGUAUGUAAAUGCUUUUAAAUAAAGAAUACGAUUUUGUAACCCUUAACAACAACCUUGUAAGGUAGGUCAAUAUAAUUAUCCCAAUUUUGGAGGGAGCGGUAGGCUGAGAGAUAGAGAAGAGCUUGCCUAAGGCAGGAGUAAAAUCAAAGUGGUGUAUUUCCUUAUUAGUAGCUCAUGCAAGGCAGCUUUCUAGCCUUGUUAUAUAACUUUACAGAACCUCUAGGCUUACAUGUGCAAAAACCUGGGCAUGCAGGAAAAUCUGAAGUGUUUUUAAUUCUGGUUUUAUAGGUGCUAGGGAAUAUGUACCCUUUGUGAUUACAAGUUUCCAAAAUAUUCAGUGGGUUGUGUUACCCACAACAGACAAAGUGAGAAGAGUGAUUUGAAGCACAGCAUGUUCCUUUCUUUCCCAAACGCUUUCUCUCUUAAAAAAGGAAAAGGCUUAAUUAGAUUAAGAUCAGCUCUUGAUAAAAAGGUCAACAGCUGUCGGAGCCAAGCUGUCAUGCCUCUUCAGUUGUUUGUGGUUCAGUGUGGCUGAUGGAACACCCCUUUUCAAUGUAAAACACACUGUCAUAGCGAACUUUUGACUUGAAGGCUUCACUAAGCUCCCUUUACAGGGCUCACUUUUUAUGUUCCAUUUGGUGGAGAUAUUUUCCAUAUAUGUUGCAUUUUCCAACAUAGCACCUUUCACGACUGCUGCAUCAGAUCAUUUUUGUUUGUGGUGUUAGGCAAUGAUGCCUAACGUGAAGUAGCAGUAGUUGGUGUGUGUGUGUGGAUUCAAUUCAGUUUGGCAUUUGAAAGCGAGCUUACAAUAUUUGCACUUUCUGACAUAGGCAAAGCAAAAACAACUAUCUUUCAAAAUUUGUGCUUUCCCAAAUUUUACAACGCAGUUCUCCAGCCACAAGUAAUGUACAAAGUUCCACACAUACUAGGGAAAUGUUAUCCAGCCCUGGGUCUCCAGUUGUUGUCAAACAUAUUCUAUUGGAGGUGAUUGAUUUGCAGAAGUGUGGAUGUUAGAGAAAAUGGCACACAAAAACCUGCACAUUACAGGAAAUCCAUACUGAAAUCCAAAGCUGUCAACUUUUCCCUUUUCUUGCGAGAAAUCCUAUUCGGAAUAAGGGAAUUUCCCUUUAAAAAAAGGGAAACGUUGACAGCUAUGACUGAAAUCAUGAUAAAUUUUCAUGAGAACCUUUAGAAAAAUAAUGAUGCACAAACUGAUGUGGAAAUCUGGGGACUGAGAAAAUGAGAAAAGUGAGAGAAACAGAAAAUGAUUUAAUUUUCCAUGCCUACUUGACAAGUAGUGGGACGUGGGUGGCGCUGUGGGUUAAACCACAGAGCCUAGGACUUGCCAAUCAGAAGGUCAGCGGUUCGAAUCCCCACGACGGAGUGAGCUCUCGUUGCUCGGUCCCUGCUCCUGCCAACCUAGCAGUUCGAAAGCACGUCAAAGUGCAAGUAGAUAAAUAGGUGGUGGGAAGGUAAACGGCGUUUCCGUGCGCUGCUCCAGUUCACCAGAAGCGGCUUAGUCAUGCUGGCCACAUGACCCAGAAGCUGUAUGCCGGCUCCCUUGGCCAGUAAAGCGAGAUGAGCGCCGCAAAACCAGAGUCGGUCAUGACUGGACCUAAUGGUCAGGGGUCCCUUUACCUUUACCUUACUUGACAAGUAACGCCUAACUUGGCAGUGGCAUACAACCUUUUCCUUUUGCAAAAUUUAAAACUAAAGAGAAGCAUUGUGUUCCUCACCACCAUCUUUGUGUUUCCCACUUUCUCUCCCCUUUAGAUUCAGGAUGAUGACAUCUUCAGCUAG
This is a messenger RNA of Podarcis lilfordi (Lilford's wall lizard), 16732 nucleotides long. NCBI's taxonomy places the organism in Eukaryota, Metazoa, Chordata, Lepidosauria, Squamata, Lacertidae. The record is from the annotation of a GenBank genome assembly.